Tupaia belangeri chinensis (Chinese tree shrew) is the source of this 2663-nucleotide messenger RNA. RefSeq names its product glyceronephosphate O-acyltransferase (gene GNPAT). The transcript has 16 exons. The coding region runs from base 131 to 2173 and encodes 680 amino acids. The record is from RefSeq and is a predicted model, not a curated record. Gene Ontology annotation, cellular component: peroxisomal membrane; peroxisome; mitochondrial membrane. Gene Ontology annotation, molecular function: glycerone-phosphate O-acyltransferase activity; glycerol-3-phosphate O-acyltransferase activity. NCBI's taxonomy places the organism in Eukaryota, Metazoa, Chordata, Mammalia, Scandentia, Tupaiidae. Gene Ontology annotation, biological process: ether lipid biosynthetic process; triglyceride biosynthetic process; phospholipid biosynthetic process.
GUGGAGCGGCCGCAGAGGGUGCCACCGCCCUAGGCGAGGUCGGGCCGCCCUGCGCAGAAGAACCGCCCCCUGCAGCAUCACCACCGCUUAGUAGAGAAGCCCAGGCCCUGCCCGGGACGGCAGCCGCACCAUGGAUCCCAUCAGUUCACCCAGCUCCUGCUUCUCCGUCGGCUCCCCCAGUCCCAGCGGCGUCGUGCUCCUCUACUCGAAGGAACUCAAAAAGUGGGACGAGUUUGAAGAUAUUUUAGAGGAAAGGAGGCAUGUUAGUGAUUUGAAGUUUGCCAUGAAGUGCUACACACCCCUUCUUUAUAAGGGAAUAACUCCUUGCAAGCCAAGUGAUAUUAAAGGCAGUGUUCUCAAUUCUGAAGAGAUCCACUAUGUCAUUAAACAGCUUUCCAAGGAAUCUCUUCAGUCUGCUGAUGUCCUCCGAGAGGAAGCUUGUGAGAUCUUGGAUGAAAUGAGUCACAAACUGCGUCUGGGAGCAAUCCGGCUUUUUGCCUUCGCCCUCAGCAAAAUAUUCAAGCAGAUUUUCUCGAAGGUGUGCGUAAAUGAAGAAGGUAUCCAGAAACUGCAGCGAGCCAUCCAGGAGCACCCUGUCGUCCUGCUGCCUAGCCACCGAAGCUACAUCGACUUCCUGAUGUUGUCCUUUCUCUUGUACAACUACGAUCUGCCUGUGCCCGUCAUAGCGGCAGGAACAGACUUCCUGGGAAUGAAGAUGGUUGGCGAGCUGCUACGGAUGUCGGGUGCCUUUUUCAUGCGGCGCACCUUUGGUGGCAACAAACUCUACUGGGCUGUGUUCUCUGAAUAUGUGCGAACCAUGCUGCGGAACGGUUAUGCUCCUGUUGAAUUUUUCCUCGAGGGGACAAGAAGUCGCUCUGCCAAAACAUUGACUCCUAAAUUUGGUCUUCUAAACAUUGUGAUGGAACCAUUUUUUAAAAGAGAAGUUUUCGAUACCUACCUUGUCCCAAUUAGCAUCAGUUAUGAUAAGAUAUUGGAAGAAACUCUUUAUGUGUAUGAGCUCCUAGGGGUUCCUAAGCCCAGAGAAUCUACAACUGGCUUGUUAAAAGCCAGGAGGAUUCUCUCUGAAAAUUUUGGAAACAUCCACGUAUACUUCGGAGACCCUGUGUCCCUUCGCUCUCUGGCCGCUGGGAGGAUGAGUCGGAGCCCAUACCACUUGGUCCCAAGGUAUAUUCCGCAGAGACAGUCCGAGGACAUGCAUGCGUUUGUCACUGAAGUCGCCUACAAAAUGCAGCUGCUGCAAAUUCAAAACUUGGUUCUGAGCCCGUGGGCCCUAACAGUCACUGUUCUGCUUCAGAACCGGCCAUCCAUGGACUUGGACGCCCUGGUAGAGAAGACGUUAUGGCUGAAAGGCUUAACCCAGGCAUUCGGAGGGUUUCUCGUCUGGCCUGAUAAUGAGCCCCCCGAGGAAGUGGUGCAGUCUGGCAUCCUUCUGCAUUCCAACAUCGCCAGCCUCGUCCGGGACCAGGUGAUCCUGAGAGUGGACUGCGGAGACUCGGAAGUGGUGGACGGGCUUAUUUUCCAGCACAUCACACUCCUCAUGUGCUCAGCGUAUAGGAACCAGCUGCUCAACGUGUUUGUCCGCCCCUCCUUAGUAGCUGUGGCACUGCAGAUGACACCUGGGCUCAGGAAAGAGGAUGUCUACAGUUGCUUUCGCUUCCUGCACGAUGUUUUUUCAGACGAGUUCAUCUUCCUUCCAGGAAACACUCUGAAGGACUUCGAAGAAGGCUGUUACCUUCUUUGUAAAAGUGAGACCAUACAGGUGACUGCGAGAGACAUCCUCAUUAUUGAGAAGGGAAACACCGUGUUAGAGUUUUUAGUAAGACUCUUUAACCCUUUCGUGGAGUGUUACCAGAUAAUUUGCAAAUACCUCUUGAGUGAAGAAGAGGACUACUUCACUGAGAAGCAGUACUUGGCUGCAGUCAGAAAGUUCACAAGUCAGCUUCUCGAUCAAGGUGCCUCUCAGUGUUAUGAUGUGUUAUCUUCUGAUGUGCAGAAAAAUGCCUUAGCAGCUUUUGUGAGGCUUGGUGCAGUACAGAAGAAGAAGGUAAAUAAUGACUGUAUAUUUAAUGUGAAUGAACCUGCCACAACUAAAUUAGAAGAAAUGCUUGGUUGUAAGAAGCCCGUAGGAAAGCCAGCCAUUGCAAAACUUUAAUAAUCGCCAAACGGUUGUGGACAGUUCAGUCAUGUAAUUACUGUCAUCCAAGGACUCUUAUUACAGAAAGCGGAAGUGAAGAAAGAGACGCUUCUCCUUGCACUGCCUAACCAGAGAGCAGUGGGCUCAUGGAGAGGAAGAGAUGACCAGCGUAAGCCAUCAGAGCAAUCUCCCUGCCACAGCAGCUAACGGCAUUUGUAUCCAAGUCUGCGUGUGUUCUAAAAUAAACAGUCUUUUGGAAACAUGUUUGGAAAAGCCAAGCCCAGCUCCUGUUUCACGAACACUUUUCAACUUACUGUCUGUGUAGAAAUGUGUUGACUUCUGAACACUGAAGCCUGUGGCUGUUGAAAGAGAACACUGGGAAAAGUAGAUCUUGUGUUUUACUUUAAUUAAAGUUUCUUCAAACAAGUACAGGUUUGACAGAGUUAAAUGAACUUACUUUACAUUUUGCCACCUAAAGACCUUAAUGAACAAAAGUAAAUUAAUCCAA